This is a messenger RNA of Aureobasidium namibiae CBS 147.97, 1155 nucleotides long. Its product is annotated as alpha/beta-hydrolase. Gene Ontology annotation, molecular function: hydrolase activity. Lineage: Eukaryota; Fungi; Ascomycota; Dothideomycetes; Dothideales; Saccotheciaceae. The transcript is spliced from 3 exons. The record is from RefSeq and is a predicted model, not a curated record. Bases 1 to 1155 code for a protein of 384 amino acids.
AUGCGUGUUUCCGCCCCUACUGUUGCCCUUGCCAUUGCGCAAACCUCUGUCGCUGCCUCUCUUCCUCAGCUCGAGGCUAGACAGUCUGCAUGCUCUGACGUGCAUAUCUUCCUCGGCAAGGGUAACAACGAACCCUACCCCGGACGUCAAGGCAAGCUCGUGAACGCCAUCUGCAACGGGCUCGAGAACUGCGAUUACGAGGACAUCCUCUUCUACAACCCCGUCGAGGCUCCUUACUGCCAGUCUAUCGAUGAGGGUGUUGCCAACGGCAUUGCUCAGCUCAACUCGUACCACGCUCGCUGCCCCGACACCAAGCUGGUUAUCAGCGGUUACUCUCAGGGUGCCCAGGUCGUCGGCGACAUCAUCGGUGGUGGAAGCGGUACUUUCUUCCAGGACUGCAUGACCACUCCCUCGCCCAACCUUGACGUCAACUCUGAUCUCGGCAAGAAGAUCGUCGCCGUCACUGUCUUCGGUAACACCAGACACACUGCCAACCAGCCCUACAACCAGUUCAGCGGUGCUCCCGACAACGGCAUCUUCCCUCGCCCUGCCUACCAGUUGGCCAACCUUGCCACCUGGACCUCCAAGUUCCACGACUACUGUGUUGCCGAGGACCCUAUCUGCGCCGGUGGUGAUGUUGUCGCUGACCACCUGAACUACUUCGACCUCUACAGCGACGUUGCCGCUGCAUGGAUCAAGAGCCAGAUCGCCUCUGCCGAUGUUGUCGUUUCCAGCACCAUCGUCUCCCCCAGCAGCACUUUCACCUCGGUUGCUACCACCGACAAGGUUGUCCCUACCACCUACGCCUACAGCAACAACACUGCCUCUGCCUCGACUGGUGUUCUCGCCAUCCCCACUGUCGCCCCCGAGUCUGUUGUCACCGUAACUGUCGACUGUGCUUCCGUUGACACCUCCGCCAUUGCCUCCUACACCUCCGUUUGGGCCGCCACUGCUCAGGUCACCCAGAGCGUUGCCGCCUCCGCCACUGCUGGCUCUGGUCCUGCCACCACCGGCUCGUCUGGCUCCAAGUCUUCCAGCGCUCCCAACGGUACCCACACUCUUAUGCCCUACACUGGUGCCGCAAGCUCCAUCUCUGGCGCCGUUUCCGGCUCUCUUGCCGUUGUCCUCUUGGGCGCUUUCGCUCUGGUUCUCUAA